AUCUGUAAAGUCAUGUGACUCAUCACAGCAUCAGAAUAGACAAGAAUUCACUGUGAGCUUCACAUCUCAUUACAGCUAAUGGACCAAUCAAAUCAGUCCACAGCUUCAAAACAUCCAAUCAGGCGUGAGUCUGGACCUGGUUUUCUACUGAACACACAAGUUCAUUACCUCACUAUCACUUUGUCUAAACAGGAACGAUGAUCACACUCUUUGUGGCUCUUUACUCUCUGCUUUGUCUCUGCACAACUGGAAACACUUCUGACAUCAAGGAGCUUCAAGUGAAAACAGUAAAGCCUGGAGAAGCUGUAACUAUGGAGUUUAAGAUUAACAACAAAAGUAGUUUUUCUUGCUACAGAGAAAGUUUUGGAAAAGUGCCUCAGUUUUUGGCGAGAUCGUACAAUAACCCUCAGGGCUACAUAUUUGCUGAUGAAUUUAAGGAUGACCGCUUCAGUGUUACUGUAAAAGACCAAAAGUUUGAUUUCAACAUUAAUAAAAUAAGAGAAGAUGAUGGAGGGGAAUAUUUCUGUGGAUAUGUGGAGGGAAGUACAGGAAAGUUCACAUCUGGAACACGUCUGCAGUUUGAAGGUGAAGAGAUGAAACCCUGUCCUACACCUGGAACACUUAACAAGAACACACACUCUGUUACACACCAGGGUUCAAACAGCAGAGAUGGAGAAGGUUCCAGCUCUACUGAUCAGAUGCGUGUGCUGUUCUGGCUCUCUGUUUCUAGAGUUGGAGUUCUUGUCUUCAUUAUUUUUCCAACGAUGCUGAUUAUUUACAAAUUAAAAUACAAAUUUUAAUAAAAUGGAAGAAAUACUGAUAGUCUGUUAUAUUUAACUAAAUCAUAUCACUAUAAAGGGGUUAAAAUGUUUUUAUAUAUGAUUUGAUAUAUAAUCUGGUCUUAACUAUUAUAGACUUAAAAAAAUACAAUGACAUCAGUGUGAACCUGCAGAAUACCUGUGAUUUAUUUAUCUUUUUCCAUUUUCAGACAGUGAUGUACUUAAAUAUGUAUAAAAGAGCAUUUCAUUCAGCAAAGUGCAAAUAAUAUUUCUAAAAAACAUUCAUUCCUCAAUAAUAUUUUAUUGUUGUUGUUUUAAUGUUAUUACUGAUUGGUGUUUCUUACUGUAACUUUGGGCUGCUUUUACUAGUAGUUCUGUAAUCACUCCAUUUCAACAUGUAUUACUCCCUGAUACUAUAUGAAGAAGAAAUCUUGAGAGGAAGCAGACUGAGAAGAGAACUCAUCCUCAUCUGGGUGUCAGCAGAUUAUA
Messenger RNA from Clarias gariepinus (North African catfish), 1268 nucleotides. RefSeq lists its product as uncharacterized. The transcript is spliced from 4 exons. NCBI's taxonomy places the organism in Eukaryota, Metazoa, Chordata, Actinopteri, Siluriformes, Clariidae. The coding region runs from base 198 to 800 and encodes 200 amino acids. The record is from RefSeq and is a predicted model, not a curated record.